AAGUACCGUAGGUACCUGGGCAACAGCUCCCCGCCCCCACUGACGCGCUGUGAUUUCACUUUACGCGUCUCGAUGUGGAUUUCACCUUAGCUGAUUACCUAACUCAUAUCGUCGCUACAGCAUUAUCGUCACCGAGGAGCGGACUGUCACAUCCUGCGAACACCAUUGUGCUUGAUAUCAACAUCUUAAAUACCUAUCUGUUUGAGCCUAGAACACCUAGUAUACGAAUUGAAGGCGUGCCGUCCUUCUGCUUGCCUCGACAUGUCUGACUACGAGGAUGAAAUGGACGUGGAUGGUGCUCCGUCUAAUGACAUUGCAUUCUCUUCAGAUAACACGGCUAAAGGCAAGCGAAGUGCUGCGAACCUGCCCGUUGAGGCCGAAGAUUCCCUGCCAUGGGUCGAGAAAUACCGACCAGUAACGCUUGGCGACGUGUCAGGCCACCAAGACAUACUAGCCACCAUCAACAAAUUCGUCGAUUCAAAUCGUCUCCCACAUCUACUACUCUACGGUCCUCCCGGCACCGGAAAGACGUCGACCAUCCUAGCCCUCGCUCGUCGCAUAUACGGACAGGACAACAUGCGACAGAUGGUGCUUGAGCUCAAUGCCUCCGACGACCGUGGUAUCGACGUCGUGCGUGAACAAAUCAAGACGUUCGCUUCUACCAAGCAGAUAUUCACCAUGGGCGGUGCAUCGCGGGCUGGGGGCGUCGCGGGCUUCAAGCUUAUUGUGCUCGAUGAAGCCGAUGCUAUGACCAACACAGCGCAAAUGGCCCUGCGACGAAUUAUGGAAAAGUACACGGCUAACACCCGAUUCUGCAUCAUCGCCAACUAUACACAUAAGCUCUCUCCCGCGCUGUUAUCAAGAUGUACGCGGUUCCGCUUUAGUCCCCUAAAAGAAAGAGAUAUUAGAGUCUUAGUAGACAAGGUCAUCAUGGAAGAAGGAGUCAAGAUCGAUGCCGAAGCCACAGAUGCCCUUGUCACACUUAGCAAAGGUGACAUGCGACGAGCAUUGAAUGUCCUUCAGGCGUGUCAUGCAUCUAGUACACCCAUGCAACCGAAGAAUGCUCCCAAGAUCGCCGAAAAGGACAUCGUUCGCGAGACCAUUACGACAGAGACUAUCUAUAACUGCAUAGCAGCGCCGCCACCGGACGCCAUCGCCAAAAUCGUUAACACAUUGCUGACGACGAGUGAUGUGACGACAUGUCUCUCUACCAUCAACACCCUCAAGGUCGCUAAUGGACUAGCACUUGCUGAUAUCAUCACGGCUACGUCGGAACAGCUGGUCACCAUGGAGGUCAAACCGGAGGUGAUGGUUCGCUGGCUUGACGGUCUAGCAGAGAUCGAAUACAGGAUCUCGGGCGGUGCGAAUGAGAUCAUCCAAACAGGUGCUGUCGUUGGAGUUGUAAGAGAUGGCUGUGAGCUUAUGGGUUAAGCGAAGUCCAUAUUGGUGGUGAAAAUUACAGAAAUAUCCGAUUUUCUUGUCUGUGCCGGAAUGGACAGGGAUGUAAAUGAAUGAAUGAGCUAUGUAUUUCCUACACAUAAUUGAGUGGUGUACUAAAAGGCACAAUGGGAUCUAGACAGAUGGUCGAAGAAAAGGUCUCCAUAUACUAGUUGGCGGAAGCAACCGAUGGAACGUGAUCACGGUUGGGAAUGGACUGUUCCAGUCAAAUGGUGUAUAUUGCAGAUACACUCAGGGUCCAGUGUGGUUACAACGAGAAAUUAAGAUACAUUACCAUUCGUGUAACUGCCAAAGAUGCCAGGACAAUCUCAAUUCAUGCGCUUUGACCAAAAACAGGUAAGAGAAAACGACACAUAUCUCGAAACACAGGCUUUUGAACAACUUGACU
Xylaria bambusicola is the source of this 1846-nucleotide messenger RNA. Its product is annotated as P-loop containing nucleoside triphosphate hydrolase protein. The transcript has 3 exons. Lineage: Eukaryota; Fungi; Ascomycota; Sordariomycetes; Xylariales; Xylariaceae. Bases 262 to 1431 code for a protein of 389 amino acids. Gene Ontology annotation, biological process: DNA-templated DNA replication; DNA repair. The record is from RefSeq and is a predicted model, not a curated record. Gene Ontology annotation, molecular function: ATP binding; ATP hydrolysis activity; DNA clamp loader activity. Gene Ontology annotation, cellular component: Elg1 RFC-like complex; nucleus; DNA replication factor C complex.